AUAUUAUAAUGUACCACAAUACCCCUACCGCUCACCAACUAACCGUAUAUUUCACCACCACGAACAGAGCACAAUCGCCCCCCUCGCGGCACUAUAUAAAUUCAGGCGUGCCCGCGCACAGAAGCAGGCUCGACUCAACCCAAAAGCACAGAGCUAGACUAGCGCAGCGGCUCGAACUCGUGGAAGCAAGCGCAGCUCACAGGCACUACCCAGCUCCGAGGCGAGGUGAGGCGAGGAGAACCAAGAUGGAGUCAUUGCUGGCAGCUGCGGCUGCCGGGGUGGAGCCGUUCCCGUCGGUGGACAAAUGCGACGCGUCGGGGCGCGGCUCGCACGCCGUGGCAGCCGACCUCGACGGGACGCUGCUGCGGUCUCGCAGCCCGUUCCCCUACUACGCGCUGGUGGCGUUCGAGACCGGUGGGUGGCCACGGCUCCUGCUCCUGCUUCUCCUCGCGCCGUUAGCCACCCUGCUGGGGAUCGCCGCAUCGGAGGCUGCGGCUGUCCGAGUGCUCGUUUUCGCGGCCACGGCGGGAGCGCGGGUGUCGUCGAUCGAGUCCGCAGCGCAGGCCGUGCUGCCGCGGUUCUACGCCGCGGACGUGCACCCGGGCGCGUGGCGGGUGUUCUCGGCGUGUUCCAGGCGCCGCGUCGUUCUCACCUCCACGCCGCGGAUCAUGGCGGAGCCGUUCCUGAGGGAGUGCCUCGGAGCCGACGCCGUGGCAGGCACCGAGCUCGCCACGUGGCGCGGCCGCGCCACUGGGAUGGUGCACACGCGCCGAGGUGUGCUCGUCGGGCGACGCAAGGCCGAGGCGCUGCAUGAGAUAUUUGGCGAGGAUGGCGACGUGCCGGAUGUCGGCCUCGGCGACCGCCGGUCCGAUUACCCCUUCAUGUGCCAAUGCAAGGAAGCGUACAUCGUACCGUCGGCGCCGGUGGAGGCCGUUAGCAUGGACCAGCUGCGGAGGCAGGUCAUCUUCCACGACGGCCGCCUGGCGCUCCGCCCGACGCCGCUGGCCGCGCUGCUGACCGUGCUGUGGUGCCCGGCGGGCUUCGUCCUCGCGUGCCUCCGCAUCGCCGCGGGGGCGCUGCUACCCAUGCCCUGGGUCUACUACGCCUUCUGGGCGCUCGGCGUGCGCGUCGUGGUCAAGGGCAGCCCGCCGCCGCGCGCCGGGAGCACGGCGGGCCGCACCGGGGUGCUCUUCGCCUGCUCGCACCGCACGCUGCUGGACCCCAUUUUCCUCUCGGCGGCGCUCGGCCGGCCCGUGGCGGCCGUCACCUACUCACUGUCAAGGCUGUCUGAGAUGCUCUCGCCGAUCCGGACCGUGCGCCUGAGCCGUAACCGCGUCACCGACGCCGCCAUGAUCACGAGGCUCCUGCAGGAGGGCGACCUCGUCAUCUGCCCCGAGGGGACGACGUCCCGAGAGCCGUUCCUGCUCCGGUUCUCGGCGCUCUUCGCGGAGCUCACCGACGAGGUGGUCCCCGUGGCGAUGGAGAGCCGGAUGGGCAUGUUCCACGGCACCACGGCGAGGGGGUGGAAGGGGAUGGACCCCUUCUACUUCUUCAUGAACCCCAGCCCGGUGUACACCGUCACGUUCCUGAGCAAGCUGCCGUCGGAGCUCACCUGCAGCAGCGGCGGCAGGCCAAGCCACGAGGUGGCCAACUACAUCCAGAGGCUCAUCGCUGCCACGCUCUCCUACCAGUGCACCAGCCUCACCAGGAAGGACAAGUACCGGGCCCUCGCCGGCAACGACGGCAUCGUGGACGUCAAGCCGGUGAACAAAGCACACUAGCUAAACGAAUGUUGCUUGCCCCGUGGCUAAUUCUGGUGUUUUACCAUAUCCAUAUUUAAUUAUUUGAUUUGCUUGUGUGGAUGUGCAUAUGCACCGGCAGUAAUUAUCUUCUCCUCUUUGAUUAUUACGUAUACUCCAUUUGUGAUCUUCUCUGAGCAUGUUACCAUUGUACCAGCUGGGAGUUGAAUGCAGUUUUACUACA
Triticum aestivum (bread wheat) is the source of this 1983-nucleotide messenger RNA. Its product is annotated as glycerol-3-phosphate acyltransferase RAM2. The coding region runs from base 9 to 1781 and encodes 590 amino acids. Gene Ontology annotation, biological process: cutin biosynthetic process. The transcript is spliced from 2 exons. The record is from RefSeq and is a predicted model, not a curated record. Lineage: Eukaryota; Viridiplantae; Streptophyta; Magnoliopsida; Poales; Poaceae. Gene Ontology annotation, cellular component: membrane. Gene Ontology annotation, molecular function: glycerol-3-phosphate 2-O-acyltransferase activity; phosphatase activity.